This is a messenger RNA of Labeo rohita (rohu), 1604 nucleotides long. RefSeq names its product osteoglycin, paralog b (gene ognb). Lineage: Eukaryota; Metazoa; Chordata; Actinopteri; Cypriniformes; Cyprinidae. The record is from RefSeq and is a predicted model, not a curated record. The transcript has 6 exons. Gene Ontology annotation, molecular function: protein binding. Bases 347 to 1231 code for a protein of 294 amino acids.
UUAUUGUUGUAAGAUUAUGCUUAUUCAGAAGAAGACAGCAAAAUAUAUCAAUUUCAAAGGUUUAUCCACGUCACUCCACAAUUUCAAAACAUGCUUUUGGACAAAACACAUGCAUGUAGUGAAUCACAGUCAUUUAUUUUGGCGGGAAUGGGGCAAGUGAGCCAUUAAAUAACCUUAGGACAGCACAGAGUGGGUUAAGGCCAGUUUCACGAAUUGUUUUUUAAUGGUUCGCAGGCAGUGACUGGAGAGAAACUCUUUAAAGGUCUCAUUCUACUCGGAGGCUGUGACACACUUCGCUGCUCCUCUCUCCUCGUCACACACCACAGCAACUGUUUCUCCUCACAACAUGACGGAUCUGAGGAUUUUACUCUUUUUCGUGACCGUGCCGUGGAUAUUUUGUGACGCGGCAAGAACCAGCAAAGUGGUGCCUAAACAAAAAGGGUCACUGAAAGUAAUAGGUGAUGAAGAAAUAAUCCCAGAAAGUACAAUUGUCAUGGAAGCCAAGAAACCGAAGAAAAAAGUCAUUCUUACCACAGACUAUGAAAGCCCAGCUGAAACCGAUGAUGAAGGUCCGGGAGUAGACCAUAAAGAUGACAAGGAACUUCCCACAUGCCUGAUGUGUGUGUGUCUAACUGGAUCGGUGUACUGUGAGGAGGUUUCUCCUGACAUGACAACAGUUCCACCACUGCCAAAAGAAACGGCUUACCUCUAUGCGCGCUUCAACAAAAUCACUAAAAUUACCAACAAAGAUUUUGGCAAUAUUGCCACACUGAGAAGAAUUGACCUGAGUGGCAAUCUGAUCAUUGAAAUUGAAGAUGGAGCCUUUUCAAAACUUGACCAACUUGAGGAACUAACGCUAGCUGACAACAAGCUGGUCAAACUGCCAAUGCUGCCAACUAAACUUGUGUCUCUCAAUGUCAACCACAAUCUGCUUAAAACAAAGGGAAUAAAAGCAAACAUUUUCAAGAAACUCACCAAGCUGGCAUACCUGUACCUUGGAGACAACGCGCUGGAGGCCAUCCCGCAGCUGCCGGAAAGCCUGCGUGUGGUUCAUCUGCAUAACAACAACAUAACGUCACUGACGGACGACACGUUCUGCAAAGGAAAUAACACGCACUACAUCAGGUACAACAUGCAGGAGGUUCGGCUGGACGGAAACCCAAUAACGUUGGCCCAACAUCCCAACAGCUUCAUCUGUCUGAGAGCCCUACCGAUCGGACACUACAAGUGAUCCACUGAGAAGAAGAAAAUGUUCCUUAAGCCGCCGUCCAACUGGCAACUGCCGUUAAGACGUUGGAAAGCACAUUCACAGAGAUUUAACAGCUUAACAAAGAAUUUUGACUUUGAGUGCAUCAAGCUUUUAGACAUUUAAGAUCAUUUAGAUCAUUUGUUAGAAGCAUAUACAGACAAUAACAACUUUUUCUUGACUUUUUUGACAAUGUAAUCAUUUUGUUAUAUUUCGUUCAUGUUUUUGCAAGUAAUAAUUGCAAAAAAGACUGCAGUAAAUCAAGAGGCAGAGAAUGUCUAUAAAAACAUGGGAAAACGAUAUUCAGUGGGACUGUUACUGAUAUCCAAUGCUGGUAAAUAAAUUCAUUUAGGACUGA